AUGUUAAAACUUUUUAUAUUCACAAUUUUCUUAUUUUCAUCACCAAUAUUUGGUUUAUUAGAAACUUUAUUUCAAGCACAAAAUAAUUGCUAUUCAAGAUGUCAUUCAAAUUAUGAUACUAGCUUAUCUAAUUUGGAUGCUUGCAAAAAAGGUUGUGAUUAUAAGUUACAUAAUGAAGAUUGUACUGUUCGUUGUAAAUUACUGCGAACAGAUGAACAAAUUCAAGCUAGUUGUCUUGCUGGUUGUUCAUCAAAUCAUUCACCGGAAAUAAAAGAAUCAAUUGAAAAUGAACGUCCACGAUCGAUAAUUCUUAUUCGUCUUCGUCAACGUCCAUUAUCUGAACAUUCACCAUUUAACAUUGAUCGCAUACGGAUGUUUAUUAAUAAGAUAAGAAAAUUCAACGAAAAUAGAAAUAUAAUUAAACAAUCAAAUGAAAUUCAAACUGAUUCAUUAAAUGACGAAAAUACAUAUAAAAUUACACGUUUUAUUAUUCAUCAAAAAGAUAAUAUUGAAUCAAGAAAUAAUCGUUUUAAACAAUUUCUUAAUGAUAUUCAUAGUGAGUGGAAUGAUCUUAUUCAUAAACAACCAAAAAUUUCUAUAUGGAUUUGUUUUGUUUUUUUACUUUUGUCAUCAAUUAUUCUUUGGCAUAUGAUUGUAUCACUUUGUCAUCAUACACCUAGACAUCAUACUUUAUCAACUCAUGCACAAGAACUUGCUGUUGAUAAUAUAUAUGAAAAAGAAAAACUCUAA
Messenger RNA from Rotaria sordida, 750 nucleotides. Lineage: Eukaryota; Metazoa; Rotifera; Eurotatoria; Philodinida; Philodinidae. The record is from the annotation of a GenBank genome assembly.